This is a messenger RNA of Striga hermonthica, 930 nucleotides long. The record is from the annotation of a GenBank genome assembly. Lineage: Eukaryota; Viridiplantae; Streptophyta; Magnoliopsida; Lamiales; Orobanchaceae.
AUGAAGAUCUCGCUAAUUAGGUCGUCAUUCCAGUUUGUUUCUCCCUCAACAAUUAGCUCUUUCACCCAAGCCACCACAUGCCCCCUCGACAUCCCGGAAAACCUCUUCUACGGCGUCAAAUCAGCCUGCGGACCCUCCACCCACCACCGCCCCAGCCCCGAAUUCUACUCCAGCGAGCUCCACCGCAGUCGAUGCUGCCCCGUACUCGCCGCCUGGCUCUACUCCGCCUACUCCCAGACCGGAUUGCGCGCGGCAGCAAUGGCUGCCAAGUCCCCGCCUGCCCAAGCGGUCUCGUACGACAUGCCCGUGCUGCCCGACGACUCGGAGACCUGCGUCGAGACCCUGGAGAAGGCGCUGGCCAACAAGGGAGUACAGCUACCUGGGCCCAACGCGACGUGCGACGUUGUUUACUGCUACUGCGGGAUCAGAUUGCACCCCUUCAGCUGUCCGGAAGCGUUUUCAGUCAACACGCGCGGGAAAUUGGUCGGCGGUGAAUCCGUCAAAAGGCUGGAGAGGGAUUGCUUGAACUACGGGCAUGGCGGUGGGCUCGGUGGGUGCUCCAAGUGCCUCCACAGCCUUUAUUUGCUGAAUGGAGAUAAGGCUGGAAGAAGUAACAGAACGGAUAGGACAAGUAAAAUGCAUAACCAGGACUGCGAGCUCAUGGGCCUCACUUGGCUACUUAACAAGAACAGGUCCGCUUACAUACACACGGUCUCUGCUGUUUUGAGGGCAAUCAUAAUGAACACCGAUGAUUCUACCGACCCGGAAAACUGCAGUCUCAACAGUGAUGACAUGCCACUUGCUGUUGACUCUUCCGAAAUCAAUAGUCAGUCCUUGUCGACUAUUCUAGAAACACGCAUUUAUCACCACUUAUUCCCGCUUUUCCUCUUCUGUGUGAGUAUUGUUUUCUCGUUCGUCACUCGGUAUUAG